Messenger RNA from Clupea harengus (Atlantic herring), 1910 nucleotides. RefSeq lists its product as uncharacterized. The record is from RefSeq and is a predicted model, not a curated record. The coding region runs from base 364 to 1125 and encodes 253 amino acids. The transcript is spliced from 4 exons. Lineage: Eukaryota; Metazoa; Chordata; Actinopteri; Clupeiformes; Clupeidae.
UUGUAUGUCCCUCAUACUCUUCAUCAUCUUCACCUGUUGUGUCCCUCAUACUCCUCAUCCUCUUUUGUGUGUGUCUGGAUGUAAGAUCUAGAUCUACACAUCUAAAGCACGAUCAGUAGCUAAAAAUCAGGCGUCCCUUUACAGGAGCAUUACUACGACCCUCACAGCGGCUCGGGUUACCUGGCAUGGAGGUUGAAAACAGUCCAGCGCAACUCGUCAAAUCGCGCCCCGAGAUCUCUCUCCACCUAUCAGGACGCGCCGAGGUCUGUCACCACCUAUCAGGACGGGCCAAAGGCCCAGCGCCCCGCCCACUCGGCGCCUCCACAGCUCUCCGCUGAGCAGUGUCAGGAGGCCGUGUCGGUCAUGAGUCGCUCCGCUGACGCGGCGCUCGUGAAGGACAACAUGAAGGCCACGUUCGGGCACAGGCAGGAGAUGGUGCACAAUCCGGAGAUGUCUUCAGUUGUGAUCGACCUUUUCCCGCGGUUCAUGGACACACCUGGCUUGGUUAGUCAGGACUUCACCAUGCUGUUUGGAGAGGAGGUGUCCGGCCGAUUCCUGUCCCAGUGGCAAACGUUCUACAAGCCCAGAAUCAUCGCCGACUGUAAGCGACUCCCUCACAGCACACACAUGAACAGCCUCCUGUCGUCACUGAGCCAGCCGUCCGACUGGUCCGAUGAUUGGGACAGUGACCUGGCAACCAUACUUUUGCUCCUGCAUCUUUUGCCCCCAACCUCACAGGGCAAGAAGCAUAAGAAGAUAAGUGCGUCUGAAGCUGGUGACCGGCUGGUAAAAUUCAUGAGAACAGGGCAAAGCAUGGCAAACGUCCUCAUCGGGAGUCAACCAGCAGCCCCGUUCCUUCUCUGUGUCGGAGAGAGGAAGAGUAGCAUCCAGAAUUACUUCAUCGUCAUGGAGCAAAAGGCCAUUCCCUGUGAGGCGAACACCACCGUCGCGGCCCUCGACGAACUCUUCAAGACGCACUUUGUGUUCGGCUUGUCCUACGACGAGCCUUUGUGUAACCUUUUCACGUUCGUGCAGACCACGAUGUACGGCAUCGACGUGGGCACUGCCAAGGAAAGUCCGAGAGUGAGAGAAAUCCGUGCCAGACUCCUCAACAACAGCCACUGAGAAGGAGACUGGGGGGGGGAUAUAUUUCACAAGUUUUAUUUGUGAGGUGCUCUUGAGAAAGUGUUACUUUUGUGUCAGUUUCACAUUGAGAAUUUCAUCACAUGUGUUUGUACCAUACAAUUCUGGUACUUCCAUGGGUAAAAAAAAAAAAAAAGUUGCGUAUUUGUACAGUUUUGUUUUGCUUGGAUGAAGGUAUCAGGAAUGCUGUAAAGGCACUGAACGGUAGUUAUCGAUCAUGGUGAUUCUGGUUAUAACCUACAGACAAUCAUAGGAUGUCGUCAUUGAGUCUUUUCAGUACAUUUACCAGGACAUGUAGGGUAGCUUUGAACGACCUAAAAUUUGUGAUUGGUGUUGACGAUCGAGUUCAACAGCCAAUCAAAUUACACCCCUCCUUCCGUACUCCUGAAGAACCGUACUGAUUGGCUGGAAUUUAUUGGCUUAGCUAAUUAGUUAUUUAAUGUAAAGUUCUCAGAAAUCAGCCACCACACUUAUGAUAAUGUAUAUGGACACAUGUUUGGAUUCUUGACCAUGUGGUCAAUAGUUGAUUGUACCUCCAGCUAAUUUCAAAACUUUCAUUUUUUUUAAAUAGCUUUAUACAUGUUUUUUUCUUUCUUUUAUUUAUUAUAUUGUUGAGUGAUGAUCAUAUGUGUGAUAUUUGAUAACGUUUGCUUUUUCAGAUGCCACCUGUAUAUUUGGAAAAAUGGCGACAUUUUAAUAAGAUGUUGAAACAUGUAACAGUGUUUUUUUACUGUUCUUGAGAAAUUUUAAUAAAAUGUUAAUGUCUA